Labrus bergylta (ballan wrasse) is the source of this 5834-nucleotide messenger RNA. RefSeq names its product coronin 2Aa (gene coro2aa). The record is from RefSeq and is a predicted model, not a curated record. Gene Ontology annotation, molecular function: actin filament binding. Lineage: Eukaryota; Metazoa; Chordata; Actinopteri; Labriformes; Labridae.
UGCUCUCCCCCUGCUUGUUCACACACGCACCGGGCUUCAUGCUGCACACACACCCACCCUGUGUCUCCUCUUGACUGUCUGUGUGGACUGAGCACAUCAAAGAAGAUAAAGAAUCUUGGACAGGAUAGGAAGAAGAAUCUUUGACGGUGUGUGUGUGUGUAUGUGUGUUUGUGUGUAUGUCUGUUGGUGUGCGUGUGUGUGGGUGUUCUGGAUCCAUGUGCUUGAGAUAAAGUACAGGUCAUUUUCCGUGGGCCUCUUUUUAGGGGACUUUUGAACUAUUUUGGGUUUUUUUUGUCUUGCCAUUCAGAGGCAGUGACUUCAAAACUUUUUCUCGCUCUAGGACCUUCUCCUUCUUCUCGUGCAGGUGACGACUCACUCGACAGGAUGUCAUGGCGUCCUCAGUACCGCAGCUCCAAAUUUCGCCACGUGUUCGGUAAGGCUGCCACCAAAGAGAGCUGCUACGAUGGUGUGCCAAUCACACGCAGUGUCCAGGACAACAACUUCUGUACUGUCAACCCUCGUUUCCUGGCGGUCAUCACUGAGUGUGCCGGGGGAGGAUCUUUCGUGGUCCUGACCAUCCAUCAUACAGGGAAGGUGGACCCUCACCACCCCAAAGUUUCAGGCCACAGAGGAAACGUGUUGGACAUCAAAUGGAAUCCCUUCAACGACUACUGCAUCGCCUCGUGCUCCGAGGACACCACGGUGAAAGUGUGGGAGAUCCCUCCUCAUGGAGUACUGAAGAACCUGACAGUACCGUGGAAGGAGCUUCAGGGUCACAGUCGCAGGGUGGGCCUCAUCGAGUGGCAUCCGACCGCUAACAACAUCCUGCUCAGCACAGCCUACGACUACCAGCUGAUGAUCUGGAACCUGGACUGUCCGGAGCAGGUGAUUAAGAACCCAGUGCGGACAAUCAGCCUUCACCCAGACGUCAUCCUCUCCAUGUCUUUCAGCACAGACGGCUGCCUGUUAGCCACCACCUGCAAGGACCGGAAGGUCCGACUCAUAGAGCUGCGUUCAGGAAACCUUCUGCAGGAAGGCAACUGUAAAACGCACAAAGCCAGCAAGGUGUUGAUGCUGGGGAACCUGAAGAUGCUGCUCACUACAGGCACGUCACGCUGGAAUCAUCGACAGAUCUCUCUGUGGGAUCAGGACGAUCUAUCUGUGCCUUUGUUACAAGAGAACCUGGAUGGUUCGUCAGGAGUCCUUUUUCCUUUCUACGACCCUGACACACACAUGCUCUACAUCGCUGGGAAGGGGGAUGGAAAUAUAAGGUACUAUGAGAUCAGCUCCGAAAAACCAUAUAUCCAGUUCCUGACAGAAUACCGCUCCAACCUACCUCAGAAAGGACUUGGUGUGAUGCCAAAGAGAGGUCUUGACGUGAGCUCCUGUGAAGUGUUCAGGUUCUACAAACUGGUGACAAUCAAGAGUUUAAUUGAGCCACUUUCCAUGAUUGUACCCCGCAGGUCGGAGUCGUACCAAGAAGACAUCUACCCAAUGACAGCUAGUAACAGGCCUGCUUUGACUGCAGAGGAGUGGCUCAGCGGCAUUGAUAAAGGCCCAGUGCUGAUGUCUCUGAAGCCAGGAAGUCAGGAGGCGGAGUCGUAUCCAGAAAUGAACAAAGGGAUAGGAAACUCGCUGGACUCUCGCAGGUCUCAGUGCAGACCAGGCAUGUUACAGCUUGCGUACAUUCAGGACCAACUGGGAAACAAAGACGGCAAGGAAGACGGAGGACAAACGGAGGAGGACACCAGUCGGACACCCGUCAGAAAUGGAGAAGACCUCGCUCUCUGCUCUCCACCCAGGACGGAGAAUGAGCUGCGUCUGAAGUUCCACAAGCAGCAGGAGGAAAUCAGGCGGUUGCGGGAGCUCUUAAACCAGAGGGACGUGCGCGUCAAACAGCUGGAGCUUGAGAUUAAGAACAUCAAAAACUCUCAAUCUCAGAGCUCACUUACAGACUUACCAUGACCUGCUGAUUCACCGGCAUCACAACAUGGAAAACACCUAUUACUGUAAAAAAAAAAAAAAAGAGAGAGAGAAAAAAAGAAACCCUACUUCAAAUCACCACUCACCUCUUAGGGUCCUGACUCACUUAUCCUCUAAUAAGCCCCAAAUACUCAUUGCACAGGGGAUGUCUUAACCCCGACUCUCUGUUUUUUUUUUUCAAUCUGUCGUUCUGUCCACAAGAUGCACAUUUUCUUUAUAAAUGUACAUACACUCACACACUGACUCUUGUUUUCAAACUUUGCACCUGUUGACCUUAUUUACUCAGUUUCUUUUUUUAUGCUUCACAGCUAUGCAAGUUUUAUUGUAAUUUUGAGCUUUUUCUAUUCUCUUUCUUGCUAAGAGGUAAAGAUGUUUGCAGUGUGUGUCCUCACUGGAUGCUGUGACUGUCUGAAUGUUGUUUGAGAGUUUUUGCAGGGCAGACAGACAUUCUGUGAGAUUGUAUGAUGAUGCUUAAUUUUAUUUUUUCCUCCCCCACAAUAUUUAAACUACUGUAAGCGAAGACCGUGGCUGCAGUGUUUUAAUGUGUACGUGAUUGAAUGAAAGCAAUUUUAAAUGAAUGAAAAAUAUGAUUCCCUGUUGUGUAUGUACUUUGAGCUGUGGUUUUGCUUUUAUUGUUAGUGAAUGACUGGAAUAUUGGGGAAAAGUCACUUUGCUUUACAGCAGCUAUAUUACUGUGCAUUCUGUCACCAAUGCAAUAUAGCACAUUUUGAUUAUAUUUUUUUAUUUAUUUUACAAUACAUCAAAGAAAAUACACUUUAAUCAUUUGAGAUUGUAAUUUUGAAAAAAGAACAAUAAUAUUGCUUUUUCCCAUAACGAGUCACUGUGAAGAAACAACUUAAAGCCAUUGUAGAGUCCUGCUUAGUGGGUUAGCUUGCAUUACGCUAGCUUUCAGUUCUGAAUGUGUUUCCCUGAAGAUGACUUUCUGUAAAAAUCUGAAACAUAACACAUGAGUUUCUGUUUUUGUGUUAAACUAAGAUUAUCUCAUUUUGUAUUAGAUGUCAGAUGUUAACACCAUGUUUAAGUAAUAGCUUGGGCUAGCAAUAACAGGUAGGCUGUGGUAAUAUGACAAGAUGAUACAAACUUGCUACAGUUUAAGAUUUUAUACCACGGUAGCUUCGUUUCAUAGUAGCCUAUCUCUGCUGUUGUGAAAAAAUACUAAAAUUACUCAACUCAUGGGAAUAUACAAAAACGAACUCGAUUUUUGUAACAAAUGUAUAUUCCCAAGCAUGAACUACAACUGUUUAAUCGUUCCUUAGUAUUCCCAUAGCUCCACAGUGAAUUCAUGAUAGCAAAUCAAGGUGUCUUUCUCACCUGAUGUGUAGUUUUUAAACCGUGUUUACGAGCAGAUGAUUUUUUCUAAAUCAAUUAAACCCUUAAAGAAGAGGUUGUUUUUGUCAACUGCCAUUUCCGAGGUCAGGACUGAAAAGGAUUUUUUGAAGCCAACCAGGCGGAGAGAUCCAAGCACAGAGAAGAGGAUAUCUGUUUUGUGUUUUUGACAAGAUGGACAGAGAUUUGUUGUGUGAUGUUUCAGAUUUGAAAGAAACUUUCUAUGUGAGAUUGGGGUUUUGAGAUCAUCAAUCCUGAAUGAGAACAUUUGACUUCACAGGGAAAUCAUUGACAUUUUUAGUGGCUGUGAUCUGUUAUUGCAACCAAAAAGACUUAAAUAACUGUAUAUUGUACUCAAAUAACACUGAAUAGUUGGUUAUAAUUUGCCAAUAUAAAUGUGUUUUUCCUCAGGAAACUUCAGGAUGGUGUUCAUAUUUUUGACUGCGAUUCAGUCAGACUAAUUUCUUCAUUUGUUGCUUCCACUAUUGGAUUAGUAUUACACGUUUCAUUUCUUUCACAAACUAAAAGACACAAAUUUCUUUGGCCUGAAUCCCCAUUUUGAGAUGAUCUAUUACAAGAUUGACAUGUAAAUAUGCACAGAUGUCCCAUGACUGCUUGCAGAUAUUAAGGCAAAACAAACAUAUAGCUUUUGAUUCUAUUAUCAGCCAGAAACCGUUCAAAUCAGCAUGCAUGCCUGUUCUCAUGUAGUCAGAGGCACAAGCAGCACAAUGAUAUUCUAGAUUUUGUUUACAUUUCACGUCCACCUUUAAAUGAUGUCACAAAUGGAAACUGCCACACUAACCCACACACAUACAGACACUCUGGCCUUUGUACAGCUAUGAACCUUUGACCUUUGGCAGGACAGUUCUAGCACAGCUUCAUCUCUGGUGGACUUUUGUCAAGGGCCAGCUGCGCUCUGCUCAUGUUAACUCCAACUAGCAGUUCUGUUGGUGGAUACGUCUCAACACAGUCCCACAUUGAACUACAGUUUAAGCAUUGUUCAAUGGACGAGCUCAGGGGGGCUUGUUUGGCUGUUUGUUUACUUCACAAAAUUUUAAGGUUACAAAGAUUUUACUCCCAUUAAACAUCCUUUCCCACUCAGAGUUCAAUCAUUCCCUUUUAAUAUAGGAUUUGAUUCAAAUUCAUACGUUCCCAUCACAUUUCUUUCGUACAUUUUCUUAGUCUAAAGAGUCAGCCUGAAAAGGCAAAUGAAAACAGGUUGUAUUAUGCAUCCAGUACAAGUUAGCAUACCUCUAGCUUAUUGGAAAAGAAAUUCAUUACUUUUUAGGAUUUUAGUUGACCAAAACAACUGCAAAAUAAAGUUGAACAGAUCCAUUGAGCUAAAACAAUACUAACCUAAUAGAGGCUAAAAUCAAAACACAGAUAGCAACACAACCUCUUAGAUAAACAAACGGCUAGUGUUAGCUUUAGGCUGCCCGUGAUUACUCAACAUCAAAGUAAAAGAGUCCUUGUUAGCAUUGCUAGCAAACUCCUGUUAGCUCGAGCAACUGGAGAGAAAAUUGGUGUCUGUUUUGUUUCUCUCUUUUCAAGUUGUGUUUCUUUCUGGGUAACAUGUGGAAGGAAAAGACUGUCAAAAUAUCUCCAAAUUAGCUAGCUUAUUAGCAGCUUCCAAUGCUGCGAUUUGACUUUCAUAUUGAAAACAAAGAACUUACAUUGCCAUCCAGGCUACAAAACCUUUCCACUUUACUUUAUUAUUAUUUAUUUACUUUUCAAUUUAUUAUUAUAAGGAAAAAAGGUGUUUUUUUUUUCUGGAAAAUGUUUUAUAGUGCUACUUUAAGAUUGGUUUAAUUAUGAGGUCUUCUCAGCCUCGACUUCUCAUGUCUUGGUUCCAAUAAGGAAAUGUAAGGCACAAUAUAUUAAACUUUUACUAUUGCAAUGGAGCAAAUAUCUGAAUGUAAUGCCCUCUGCAGCAUCUUCUUUGUGAUUUCAGAAAUGUAGUAUUGAAGCUAUAGAACCCAGGCAAGUGGUUGGAUGAACAUUUGAUUCAAUAUUUGUAUUUCACUACUUUAAAGCUACGUUAUGACAUUAAAACAUCAAAGGAAUGAAUUCACUACCAGCAAGAUCAACAAAUACAGAGAAACCCUCCAGUUUUUUGUGGUUUACUAUGCUGUCAAUCAGACGUUUACUUAUAUUAGAAAAUAUAUUAAUUAUAUGCACUUCAUGAACUUUUAACAAUGGGCCUACACAGUGUCAAGGGAAAGGAGGGUUGUUUUCUUAUUAAGCUUUAAAUUCUUUAUCAAUUUAUAGUACUUAACAGGGGGAUCAAAUGGUUCUUUUUUUUUCUGCUGCACCUUAUGUUAUAGAUGACAUGAUUUUGUUGUUCUGUUAUGGAAGUAGCCAACAAGAAGACCCCAGAACAAAACGCUUCUCAACAAGCCAUGUACACUCUCAAAGUCCCUCUAAUAUUAUACUGGAGCAAUAAUGUAGCUGCAGAGUCGACUGUAGCAUACGCUGUCUGAAUAAAAUAAACCAUUUCAUUUAAA